Messenger RNA from Myotis brandtii (Brandt's bat), 1835 nucleotides. It is a transcript of the gene SYTL1, whose product is annotated as synaptotagmin-like 1. NCBI's taxonomy places the organism in Eukaryota, Metazoa, Chordata, Mammalia, Chiroptera, Vespertilionidae. The transcript is spliced from 15 exons. Gene Ontology annotation, molecular function: neurexin family protein binding; small GTPase binding. Gene Ontology annotation, cellular component: plasma membrane; exocytic vesicle. Gene Ontology annotation, biological process: exocytosis; intracellular protein transport. The record is from RefSeq and is a predicted model, not a curated record. The coding region runs from base 156 to 1745 and encodes 529 amino acids.
CGCUGCGGUUGAGUCAGCCUUAGUCCCUCACUGCUCUUCUCCUGGUCCCUGAAACUCGGCUGCCAGGGGAGCUGGGGCCACCUACGAAGGUGUCCCCUCCAUACUGGAUCCCUACAGGGAGCCAUGUGUGCCCAGUGGGGGCACUGCCCCAGCUGAUGCCUCAGAGGGGCCACCCAUCUCAAGAGGGGCUCUGGGCCCCACCUUACCUCCUCAUGGCGCAUGAGCCAGAGCCCGAGGCCGAUGGGCUGUUGGACCUCAGCUUCCUGACAGAGGAGGAGCAGGAGGCCAUUGCCGAGGUCCUGAAGCGAGAUGCCCACCUGCGCCAGCUGGAGGAGGGGCGCGUCAGCAAGCUCCGGGCUUCACUGGCAGACCCUGGGCAGCUGAAAAUCCUGACGGGGGACUGGUUCCAGGAAGCACGCGCCCGACGGCACCACCAUGCCCACCUUGGCUCUGACCUUGUCCGAGCCUCUAUCCGCAGGAAGAAGAGCUCCAAGGGAGAACAAGCUCUGGGUAGCAAUAGGGAAACCGAGGCUGCCGGGGAAGAGACUGAAGAGGAGUUGGAGCCCAGACUCCUCAUAGACAAGGCCCCUGAGGAGAGGCUCAGUGAGGCGGAGGCGGAGGGACGUGAUCUCCCCUCACCAUAUGUCCCCCCAAAAGCAUCAGAUCAUGAGGAGGAGCCUCGGGCCCAGGAAGCCCCCGGCCCCGGGGGUGCACAGGUCUACGAGCAGGAGGCGGGCCCAGAGCCGGAGCCNNNGGAACACGGCGCCCCGACACUUCUCCCUCCCCAGAGCCAGGCGGCGUCCAAGAUCCUGGAGAACGGGGAGGAGGCCCCCGGGCCCGGCCCCUCGCUCGACCGCGUGCUCAGCAGCAGCUCCUCCGUGUCCAGCCUCAACUCCUCCACGUCCCAACACCUGUCUUGGCCAGUUUCCUGGUCUUCAAAUGGGGAUCACAACGUUCUUGCGAGGCGUGGGUUUGACUACCUCCUCCCGGACAAGCAGAGCAAGCGCAAGACGGCCGUGAAGAAGCGGAAUCUGAACCCGGUCUUCAACGAGACUCUCCGGUACUCGGUCCCGCAGGCCGAGCUCGCCCGCCGCGUGCUGAGCCUGUCCGUGUGGCACCGUGAAAGCCUGGGUCGCAACAUCUUUCUGGGCGAAGUCGAAGUGCCCCUGGACACGUGGGACUGGGACUCCGAGGCCAUCUGGCUCCCCCUGCAGCCCCGGGUUUCGCCCUCUCCUGACGACCUUCCCAGCCGCGGGAGGCUCUCUCUGUCCCUCAAAUACGUCCCCGCUGGCUCUGAGGGCGCAGGACUGCCCCCGAGCGGGGAGCUGCACUUCUGGGUGAAGGGAGCUCAGGACCUGGUGCCUCUUCGAUCCGGAUCCCUGGAUUCUUACAUACAAUGCUCGGUGCUGCCUGAUGACAGCCGGGCCAGCCGCCAGCGGACAAGGGUGGUGCGAAGGAGCCUCAGCCCCGUGUUCAACCACACCAUGGUUUAUGACGGCUUCCGGCCUGCUGACCUGCGCCAGGCCUGUGCUGAGCUCUCCCUCUGGGACCAUGGGGCCCUGGCCAGCCGCCAGCUGGGGGCCGUACGCCUCAGCCUGGGCACCGGCAGCAGCUACGGGCUCCAGGUGCCCUGGAUGGACUCCACCCCUGAGGAGAAGCAGCUGUGGCAGACACUCCUGGAGCGACCAUGCGAGUGGGUGGAUGGGCUUCUGCCCCUCCGAACCAACCUGGCCCCCAGGACAUAGGUGCCUGACAAGCCUUGGCAAACCUCUCUCCGGACCCCCAUCUCAGGGCCUGCCCUUAGUGGAAGUCAAUAAAGUCUAUUCUAAGGGCAA